Molecule: messenger RNA, 1084 nt
Organism: Cajanus cajan (pigeon pea)
Lineage: Eukaryota; Viridiplantae; Streptophyta; Magnoliopsida; Fabales; Fabaceae
Product: chlorophyll a-b binding protein 13, chloroplastic
Biological process (GO): photosynthesis, light harvesting
Cellular component (GO): membrane
Source: RefSeq, a predicted model, not a curated record
UCCCUACAUAUGAUGUUACAUGCAACUCUUCUACAUAUUUCCAUAAGCCAAUUGUUAUCUUAUUUUUUUUGAAGUAAGUUGAGGUUUGAAACCUAGGAAGUUGGAAGUGAUGGCAGGAACAUUGAUGGCAGCUACAACAAGCUCUGGCACUGUUCUUAAGCCAACCCCUUUCCUUGGCCAAGGCAAGGGUGCCAAUGCCAACCCUCUUAGGGAUGUUGUCUCCAUGGGAACUGGGAAAUACACCAUGGGGAAUGAAUUGUGGUAUGGACCAGACAGAGUGAAGUACUUGGGACCCUUUUCAGCUCAGACCCCUUCAUACUUGAAAGGAGAAUUUCCAGGGGAUUAUGGAUGGGACACUGCUGGCUUAUCUGCUGACCCAGAAGCAUUUGCCAAGAACAGGGCUCUUGAGGUGAUCCAUGGGCGUUGGGCCAUGCUUGGAGCACUAGGAUGCAUCACCCCAGAAGUCCUUGAGAAGUGGGUGAGAGUGGACUUCAAGGAGCCAGUGUGGUUCAAAGCUGGAGCCCAAAUAUUCUCAGAAGGUGGGCUUGACUACUUGGGGAACCCAAACCUUGUCCAUGCACAAAGCAUCCUGGCGGUGCUGGGCUUCCAAGUUGUUCUGAUGGGCCUUGUUGAAGGGUUCCGCAUCAAUGGGCUUGAUGGAGUGGGAGAGGGCAACAACCUCUACCCUGGGGGCCAGUACUUUGACCCACUGGGCCUUGCUGAUGACCCUGCCACUUUUGCUGAGCUAAAAGUCAAGGAGAUCAAGAAUGGAAGGUUGGCCAUGUUCUCUAUGUUUGGUUUCUUUGUUCAGGCCAUUGUCACCGGAAAAGGCCCAUUGGAGAAUCUUUUGGACCACCUUGACAACCCUGUGGCCAACAAUGCUUGGGUCUAUGCCACUAAGUUUGUGCCCGGUUCUUAAAUGUAUCCAUAAUCCAUCCCUUGUUGUGAUUUAUGUGUAGAUUAUGAUCAUAAUAAUUGUCGGAUUAGUGUACUUCUUAAGGACUAAGGUUCAUUUUAAACCUGGGAUAUCCCAUGUUUGUUGAUCUAGUUUUGUCUAAAGCAACCUAUGGGAAUUUUAUGUUAA